CUUAUCAAAUGUUUGGACCAACGAGCAGUCGACUGGCAAGUUCAGGUUCGGGCCAGAUACAACUUUGGCAGUUCUUAUUAGAAUUAUUAAGCGACUCGUCGAACGCGGCCUGCAUUACGUGGGAAGGAACAAAUGGAGAAUUUAAACUCACCGAUCCCGACGAAGUUGCGCGAAGAUGGGGAGAGAGGAAAUCAAAACCUAACAUGAACUACGAUAAACUAUCUAGGGCGUUAAGAUACUACUACGACAAGAACAUUAUGACGAAAGUGCACGGCAAGAGGUACGCGUACAAGUUCGACUUCCAAGGUUUGGCGGCGGCCACGCAGCCGGCAACGAGCGAUCCUAGCAGCUAUAAAUAUCAAAGCGAGCUGUUUAUGAGCUCUUAUCAUCACAGUGCAAAAUUGGGAGGUUUCAUGAGUCCGCACGCGGGGAUUCCGAAUUCGACAGCUUCCAUUUUUCCAUCACCUGGUUCCUAUUGGAGUAAUCCAAGCGCUAAUCUUUACUCAAAUAUUGCGGCGACAACGCAUUCUAUCAGUCAUCAUCCAGGUCCUCAUCUAGGAGCGCCGCCCUUAGGCUCAUAUCCACAUUACGCAUGACCUGCUCCUUGUGUUUCACCGGGAUCGGAUUGGAGUAAACGAUUGCCUGUGUGAACAACAUUCCAAUUGUUUCACGAACACUGAGUGAGAUAAUGCGCGAGAGAGUCAAUGUUGUUAAAAUUACCUAAGAAUAGUUUAGAAUAGAGGAAAUGUGUAUAAUUAUAAACUAUUGUACCUAAUUUGCCAAUCUCUCGUAGUUAUAGAAGGACGUAGAAGACUGUAAGUAGAAAUAGAGGUGUCCUGUUCAUAUAUCUUUUCUAGUCAGAACCAAAAAGAGAUAUUUUUGGCAAUAUGGUAAUCGUAUAUCAGUGCAAUCAGUAUAAUGUGUUUGUAAAAUUUGAAAUAUUAAGAUAAGUACACGAACUGCAACCCGCGGUACUGUGAUAUAUAAUACACAAAAAUAUAUUUUUAGUCUAUUUUCUAAAUACUCCAGCUUUCCGUUCAUUGUACUGGGAGUUACCUUAUCAUUAACUCGAAUUUCGGCGCGUAAAUCAGAAUUUUAAUUGUAAACUCUCGGUAGACUCGUUUAUUUUUGUUUAUUCAUAUUUGUGAUCCUAGUUUCCUAUUUGUAAAUAUUAUUAAUUUUAGCUAAUUGUUGUACUGCUUCAGCAUUAAACCAUACCAAAGAUGGUUUUUUUCUUUAAAAGUCACCAAAGUUAUAAACGAUAAUAAAAACCAAAAAAUAUCAACUGUAAUACUAGUCCUAUGUAAUAAAUGUCGAAUGUAUACCAGGGCCAUAAUAAUGACACCAUUUAACAAAAUGGUUACCAGGGAGAAUGUAUAAAUGUUAUGUAUUUAUUAUAUAAAAUAGAUAAAUAAACAAUG
Messenger RNA from Photinus pyralis (common eastern firefly), 1421 nucleotides. RefSeq names its product DNA-binding protein D-ETS-3 (gene Ets65A). Gene Ontology annotation, biological process: regulation of transcription by RNA polymerase II; cell differentiation. The record is from RefSeq and is a predicted model, not a curated record. Lineage: Eukaryota; Metazoa; Arthropoda; Insecta; Coleoptera; Lampyridae. Gene Ontology annotation, molecular function: DNA-binding transcription factor activity, RNA polymerase II-specific; sequence-specific DNA binding. Gene Ontology annotation, cellular component: nucleus. Bases 9 to 596 code for a protein of 195 amino acids. The transcript has 4 exons.